GAGUUGCCACCGACGCAGCGGAGAUGCACAGACCCCGCCGCCCUCGAGGAGGCCACCGCCCCCCUCUUCAGGCUCGCGCCACAGCCUGCGGGCGAGGCCGCCCCAGCGGGCGCGCCCCCCGAGGGGGCCCUGCCGCGGCGGAGCUCUGCGGCGGCCAAGGAGAGCUGCCUUCCCCAGAAGGCCUACGCAGGGUGCCUCGGCUGCUGUGCGCUCUUCUGCCCCUGA
Molecule: messenger RNA, 225 nt
Organism: Prorocentrum cordatum
Lineage: Eukaryota; Dinophyceae; Prorocentrales; Prorocentraceae
Source: the annotation of a GenBank genome assembly